GGCUAAAACAUGGCGAACUUUUCCAACGAGUUACAAUCGAUCGUCUGGCAGACGUUAUGGAAGGAGGGUAUUGGAGAGUAUUGGACAGAGUAUCUCUGUCCAAAAACGUGAAGGAGAACUCUAAGUGGUUGAUAGAGAAGAAAGCAAUCUUCAGAUGCUCGUUCAUUUUCUUUCAACGUCUACUUUAGUAUGGCGGCCGUUUCUUUGUCGAAUUGCUUGACACUAAAUUUAUAUGAAUGCUACUCCCAGUUCUAGGGAGUCAAAAAUCAACCAACAGAAGCUUGAUCUCUACGUAGAGAGCAUAAUAGAAGCCACUGCAUCAAGCUUGCAGGAUGUUGUUCUGAGGGUAUCAAGCAGCACCAAGCAGUUAGACAAAAUUUUUGAUAAUGGUUCUCAAUCAUCUUUAAAUGUGUGUGGAAUCUUGACAUCAUCGUAUAGUGAAGUGACUCCAAGUGAGAGUCUAACUGCAGUCUGUGAGCCUGAGGAAGGAACUCUAACAGCAGUGCCUGUUCAGGAGAGCUCUGAUCCCCCUGUUGAUCAACCUCCCCAGUCCCCAUCAUCACCUCAGCCCAGAGCAAAGCAUAUUAAAUCUCACAGGUUCAAAUGGCCACGAAAGUCUUCAGCAGUAAGGGCAACAACAGAGGACAUUGAGAAAGUGCCUAUUCAGGAGAGCUCUGAUCCCCCUGUUGAUCAACCUCCCCAGUCCCCAUCAUCACCUCAGUCCAGAGGAAAGCAUAUUAAAUCCCACCAGUUCAAAUGGCCACAAAAGUCUUCAGCAGUAAGGGCAACAACAGAGGACAUUGAAAAAGAGCCUGUUCAGGAGAGCUCUGACCCCCCUGUUUAUCAACCUCCCCAGUCCCCAUCAUCACCGGAGCCUACUAAGAAGAAUAAUAAAUCCCGCAGGUUCAAAUGGCGACGAAAGUCUUCAGCAGUAAGGGCAACAACAGAGGACAUUGGGAAAGACUCACAGGUUGGAGUACAUCGCAUUACUUUUGAAGAAUCGCAUCCUUCAUGUGAAGAGUAUUUGGGUUUUUUCACAAAAAGCGAUCAUUGUGAUCAAUCAGGCAACGAUGUUUUCCUUUUGAACACUGGGAAGCUACCAGUAGUAUCAAAACUGUUCCAAAGGUCAGAAUCAAAGAGGCUUGCUGACAAUCUCUGCUCAAAUGUAGAAGAAUUUGUCCGCAAAAAUCUGGUGACAGACAAAUUCACAGUCAUUAUUCAUGGAGAGGACGAUGGCACGAAAUUGUGCUCCCUUUAUUUGGCAAAGAAAUUUUACAGACUAUUAAAGACCAGGUUCUUUGAAGGAUUGAACUUUUGCAUCAUUUUAAAGGCAAAACUCUCCCUAAAAGCAGUCUUCAAGCUUGCCAAACCAUUCAUCCCGAACAAUGUGAAGCAAAAGAUUUCUAUGGUAAAUGAUGUUGGUGAACUUGUUGUGUUUCAUGGUAUACCAGAGACACUUCUCCAAUAUACAUGCUAGUUACUACAGAUACCAUGUUAGGGUUGGGGGGGGGAACGUUUCAUAUUGUCUUUUAUUUGUUUAUAUUUUGUAAACAGAGAUUCAAGUUCUGUCAGAUUUUUCAAUACUUCACUAUACCAUGUCAGGGAUGGGGGGGGAAUGUUUCUUAUCGUCUUUUCAUUUCAUGUAUCAAGAUUAUUCUAAAAUAUUCUGCAUACCAAUGUUGCAUGCCGCCCAUGGCAGAUUAGUUGUCAAGCUGUUGCACAGUGAUAACAAGAUCAUGUCAGUUUUACACAGUUUCUUCCAGCCUUGUCUCUGUUGUGAUCAGUAGGAAGCACUGAAAGCAAGAGCACUGAAGAUACAUUAAUAGGGAAUUUUUUAGGAUAUACAAAUUGUAGAAACGUUUUUUAGGGUUUUGAAAUUUAAUAGUAUCUUCAAGAGAAUAAGUCAUGACUAAGGUUUAUUCUUUUUAACAUGAAGAAGUGCAUAAUGUAACUUCCAUCAAGAUCAAUUGUGUCUCCUAGUGUUACAUCACAAAGUGGCUGCAAAGUACAUUGCAUGCUUAUUUCUUGCAGAGACCCUUGAGAAUCUCUUUAAGAAGAGUAGCAUAACAACAGCUCUCUCUUUCUGUAGUAUUGAUAAUUUUAUUUAGUACCAAAUGUGACAGCAACCAAUGACUGUGCAUCAUGCAGACUGUUAAAUAGCUAAUCAUCAGAAAAUGGGCAUGAUUUUUUUAUAUAUGAAAAAAAGAAGUGAUUAUUGUAGAAUAUGCAUUCAGCUAGAGUUUUCAUAAGAACUUUCACAAGAAGUUGGACAUAUACUUUGUAAACGUAGCAUAAUCAUGAAGGGUCCAAUUAAAAUGCAAGAUAAUUACUUCAAAUUUCGCCAGACUUCUUUCAAAGAUGUAUAUUCCCUGACCUUGAGGAAAUUUUUAUAUCCCUGACUUUUCCCACAA
Messenger RNA from Pocillopora verrucosa, 2411 nucleotides. RefSeq lists its product as uncharacterized. The record is from RefSeq and is a predicted model, not a curated record. NCBI's taxonomy places the organism in Eukaryota, Metazoa, Cnidaria, Anthozoa, Scleractinia, Pocilloporidae.